Molecule: messenger RNA, 1041 nt
Organism: Acanthosepion pharaonis
Lineage: Eukaryota; Metazoa; Mollusca; Cephalopoda; Sepiida; Sepiidae
Source: the annotation of a GenBank genome assembly
AUGAUCAAACAUGGCAACUUUGGCGGUUGUGCAGCUUUUGUCUCUGUUUCCUUUUAUAACUGGUUAUUUGCGCGCGCGCGUUUUUUUUUUUUAAAUUCUUUUUCUUUUUCUUGCUUUCUUUCUGUUUUUGUUUCUUUUGUCGUUGUUUCUUUCUUUUUUUUUUGUUUCUUUCUUCAAACAUCUUACAUUUUCCUCCGUUUUUUUCUUUCUUUCUUAACUUCUUUCUUUCUUUCUUUCUUUGAUCAGACAAUGUUUUUCGUUUCUUUCUUUGUUCUGUUAGCAUUCUUUUUUUCUUUAUUCUAUCGAACUUACUUCCUUUCUUUUUUCUUUUCUUUCUGUCUUUGUGAUUUGCUUUCUUUCUUACUUCCAUCUAUCAAUUCCUUUACUUUCUUCUUUUCAUUAAAUCUCAUUCCGUUCUUUUCUGUUUCUCUCUAUUAUUAUCUUUCUUUCUUUCUUUUUUGCUUUGUUUGUUUGUUUCUUUCUUUCGUUCAUUCGUUCUAUCUUUCUCAUUGUUUUCCGUUUCUUACUUUCUUCUAUUACCUCUUUCUUUCUUCCUUUCUUUCUUUUUUCUUUCUUCUUUCUUUCUUUGAUUUAUCAUUGUUUUGGGUUUUUUUUCUUUUUUAUUCUUUGAUCUUGCCUUGUCAUUCGUUCUUUUCUUUCUUUCUUUCUUUCUUUCUUUCUUUCUUUCUUUCUUUAGCAUUGAUUUUUCAAUUGUUUCUUUGCUCUCCAUUUUUUGUCUCUCAAUUUGGUCUUUUCUCAUCUCUUUUUCGUUUAUCGGGCCUCCAUUUUGGCCCGUGCAUCGCCUUCCUUUCUCUUUCGCUUUCAUUGAUUUCUUUUCCCUUUUUUUCUAUUCAGUUGCCAUUUUAUUUCUCUUUUCUUUUUCUCUUCUUCGCAUUCUUUCUCUCUUUUUCUUCUUCGACUGCGGCUAUGAUUUUCUUCUCAUCUCUCUCCCUUUCUCUCUCUCUCUCUCUCUCUCUCCUUGGCUAUCUACGCAUCUUCCCUUUCUUCUCGCUAUCGCAAUCUUUAAAGACAAGUUGUUAA